AUGAUAUCCAACGAUAACAAAGGAUAAAUUUAAAAGAAUAUUGGAAGCCAUUUAUUAUAUUCUUAUUCUUAAUAAGGCUUAUCUAAGUAAUCAAUUAAUCGAAAGGAUAAAGAAAAUUAUAUUGAAAUCAAAAAAGUUGUAGAAGGUUAAAGCUAUAAAUAUUCUGAUUAUCAAUCAAGUACUUUAUAGACAUUUACAAAUUUUAAGUAGACGAAUAUAAAUAAUACAUAAAUAUAAAGCUGUGAAAAUAAUAACGAAUAUUGUACAAAAAUGUCAGUUAAAUAAUUGUGUAAAUCUAAAGAAAAUCUGAUAUAGAAUCAAUAUUCUGAUAAUCAUAAUUUUAGAAGUAGAUCAACCAGUCCUUAAUUAAUUUCUUAAAAUUAUUAGAAAUCUGAUAAUAUUAACAUUGAAUUCAUUAAAAAUUAGGAGGGUUAGAGAAUAAAAAAUAUAGCAGAAGGUCUUAAAUCUAAAAUAUAGAGCAAUUUAAAUAACAAACUAAAAAAUCAUUUUAUUUAAUAAUCUAAAUAAAUACAAAGUAGAUUUUUGCCCAAUUAGGAUUUAGUAGCAAAUUAUUAGAAUUAAGUUUAUUUUCAUAAUAGCUGUUUAUCUUUAAAGAAUUUUUUUCAUCAAAAAAGCAUUGAAUUAAAAUAAAAAUUUUUAGAAUAACAAUCUUAAUUAAUUGAGGAAAAAGUAUAAAUUAUAUCAAAUAAAGCUAAAACAAUGGAAUCUACAAAAAAAUCAUUAAGUCGCUCAUAUGAUAUAUCUAUACAUACACCAAAAAAAAUAAUAUAUAAUAAAGAAUGCAUAUCAAAAUUAAGAAAUGAUAAAGAUUCAAAUUAGACUAAAAUAUUAAAUUCUUCAAAUUUAAUGCCACAAUAAAACUAUUAAAUUAAUGAUAAUCAUUAAGAAAAUUAAACUCAAAUUUAGAUUGAAAAUAUUUAAGAGGAUAAUUAUUUUUCAUUAAAUAAAAAAUUUGUAGAAUAAAAUUUUAAUGAAAAGAAAACUCAAAAUUUAUCUAAAAAACAAAUCAGUAUGAGUUCUCCAAUAAAUCUAUCUUCUAAUACACAUUCUUAAAAUAAAUUGAUAACUAAUGAUGAAAGAAAUUCUCCACUAGUUUUAUCAAAUAAGGUAAAUCGUUAUAUGAAUUUAAUUUAAUCAUUUAAAAGUUUUCAUAUAAAUUAGACUUAAUAAAAAAAUGAAAUUGAAAUCUUUGAUUCCAUUUAGGUUAAUGACUUAAAUCAUAUUAGUGAAUUCUCUAUAUUUAAAGAUGAGAAAUAAAACCAUAACUAAAAUUUAGGACUAUUUUCUGAAAUAGAAUAAUAAAUAAGUUUUUCAGAUAUAUAAAUUAAUUAAGAUCUACUUUUAGAAUCAAAUUAAUUUGAUUAAUAAUAUAUCUAAAGAGAUUUUUAAUAAGAUUAUUUUAUUGAUGGAAUAAAAUAAGUUUAUAAUGAAUAAACAAAAAGCUAAUAUUCUGAAUAAAAGUCUUUACUUAAUAAAAAAUAAAUUAUGUUGUAAAAAUAAGGUAAUAAUUUAGUAAAUUAUUUAAAUUAGAAUCCUGUCAGUACAAUCAAUAACUUAAUAAAUGA
Molecule: messenger RNA, 1586 nt
Organism: Paramecium primaurelia
Lineage: Eukaryota; Ciliophora; Oligohymenophorea; Peniculida; Parameciidae
Source: the annotation of a GenBank genome assembly